GUGAAGUGGUGGAGAGUAAGAGAGAAAUGAAAGAGGAACCAGAAGCAGAGGCUGAGCCCACUAGACCUGGGGUGAAAGAUGGUUCGGAGGCUGCAUCUGCACAGGAGCCAGAAGAAGAGCCGCAAGAGCCUACGGAUCCGAAGCUGACAGCGCUGAAGAAAGCACAUGGUAUUUUUUAUGACACUAAGUAGCACUUCGUUCCUAUUACACCAAGUGAAGAUGAGACGCAUGGCCACGCUUCUUUCAGUGAUGGUCACGCUUAGUACAAUCUCGGCGGGGCUGUUUCGGGUGAGCUGUUCUGGCGGGACUGUUCUAGAUGAGCUUCGCGGGCGGGGUUGUUUCGGAUGAGCCACCCGGGCGGGGCUGUUUCAGAUGAGCUUUGCUGGCGGGGUUGUUUCAGAGGCCUUUUUCUGGCGGGAUUGUUUCAGAUGUGCUGCCUUGGCGGGGCUGUUUCAGCGUUCUUUUUCUGGUGGGGCGGUUUGUUUCAGAAGGCAGUCUCUGGCGGGGCUGUUUCAGAAGAGGAGCCCUGCUCUGGCGGGGUUGUUUCAGCGGUCAUUAUCUGGCGGGGCUGUUUGAGCGUUCUUGCUCUGGCGGGGCUGUUUCAGAAUUCUUUUUCUGGCGGGCUUGUUUCAGAUGCCCUGCCCUGGGCUGGCUGUUACAGAAAGCCGGCCCCGAGCACGGCGAAAAUCGCCCCUGUCCGGUUCUAUAUUAUAGCUGCGCACUAGACUAGCCUCCACAAGCUUCGCCCGACUCCAAGUUUGGCACUUCUACGCCCACGGGCUACAGCUUUCUAGAGACGGCCCGCGGGCUGGGUAGUGCCCCUCGAUGAAUUUACUAUAGCUUCCCUCUCUAUGCCAAAACCGGGAACAGCGUGCGGCAGGGCCUAAGGGAGAAGCGCCGGCCGUUUUUCGGUGUUGGUGGGUGGGUUUGGUUUGGCGUUUUGUCUGCCGUGGGUCAUUGGCUGAGCCGGCCUCCCCUCUCUAUGCCAAAAUCGGGGACAGCGUGCGGCAGGGCCUAUUUAAAAAAGAAGCGCCAGCCGCUUUUCGGUGUUGGUGGGUAGGUUGGUUUGGUUUGGCGUUUUGUCUGCCGUGGAUCAUUGGCCGAACCGGCCUCGUCUUUCUAUGCCAAAACCGGGAACAGCGUGCGGCAGGGCCCGCCUUAAAGAGAAGCGCCGGCUGUUUUUCGGUGUUGGUGGGUGGCUUCGCUUGGUUAGUUUGGCGUUUUGUCUGCCGUGGAUCAUUGGCUGAACCGCCCUCCCCUUUCUAUGCCAAAGAAAACCAGGAACAGCUUGCGGCAAAUUGAUGACGCCCUCUCUGGGUGUGUUAUUAAUUUGCCACUAUCUUUGUGAUCGGGUGUUUUUGUGGGUCGGGGCUGGUAAUGGUGGAAAAGGCUUAGCGGACUGGGGCUGCUAGUGGGGGAAUGGUCUUAGUAGGUUGUGGCUAGUAGUUUGGUAAUGGGUUGAGCGGGUUGCGGCUGGUAGUUUGGGGGUGGGUUCAGUGGGUUUCGGCGGAUAGUGGGGGCAUGGUUUUAGUGGGUUGUGGCUGGUAGUUUGGGAAUUGGCUUAAUGGGUUGUGGUUGGUAGUUUCGGGAUGGGUUUAGUGGGUCGGAGCUGGUAAUGGGAGUGUUGCUUUAAUGGGUUUGGGCUGGUAGUAGAGGAAUGGUCUUAGCGGGUUGCGGCUGGUAAUUUGGGGAUGGUUUUAGUGGGUUGCGGCUGGUAGUUUCGGGGUGGGUUUAGUGGGUUGCGGCUGGUAGUUUCGGGAUGGGUUUAGUGGGCUGGGGCUGGUAAUGGGAGCAUGACUUUAAUAGAUUUGGGCUGGUAGUUUGGCGAUGGUUUUAGUGGGUUGCGGCUGGUAGUUUCGGGAUGGGUUUAGUCGGUCGGGGCUGGUAAUUGGAGCAUGGCUUUAAUGGGUUCGUUUGGGUUGGUAGUUUAGGUAUCGAAAAAAUGGCCUGCAUCCGCUUUUUAAUUUUCUUUAUGAUAUAUAGGUUCAUUUAAUAUAGAGAGCUGUCACGUGGUUCGCAAAUGAAUGAAUGAAAAUAUAGAUUCAGGCUCAUGAUCUAGAUGUUGAGUCAUGAUAUAGAUUGAGAAUUGAUAAUGUAGAUUGGUGCUAUAAAUAUUUUUUGCAAUGUUUUAGGACUAUCAAUCAUACACACGCACUUCAAUAAAUCAUGAUCUUCAAAAUGCCGCAUACUUUACACCAGAAAACGUCGGUGCAGCGUUCGUUUACA
Messenger RNA from Amoebophrya sp. A25, 2226 nucleotides. Lineage: Eukaryota; Dinophyceae; Syndiniales; Amoebophryaceae. The record is from the annotation of a GenBank genome assembly.